AUGCUUCACAAUGCAAUUAUACUGGAGGUGGUUACCAUCGCUACGGCCCGACCAGUAGUUACCGGAGCCACCCACGCUGACUGCCGCUACAAGGGCGUCUCACCUCCAGAGAGCAGCCACUCAACUCUCAGCCAUAUCAUUGUUUUGACGUACCUGAAAAUAACUGCUAUCAUAACAUCAGCCCUAUAUCAUCCUUUAACGCUUACAGAUUUUACAGAAAUCUCAUAUGUUGCAAGAACUGCAUCCAAUCGACUGCAGAGCCCGAGCAAAAAUGGUUACAAGGUCAAGGUGAAAUGGCUAGCACGGAUACUGGCCAGGCUACACCGAGCAAGAAAUUCAUCAACUCUUUUACAAGUGGGGAAUAUCAAUGCAAUGGUGAUGAAGCAGAAGUCAAAGAAAGGAACAGCAAUGAUAGACUACAAGACCAAGCAAGGAGCGGAUAUGGCAGUCCAAUUUGAGAAAGGCCAGAUUGGAAAACCUGUCGAAGUUUCACAUGUCUCCGAAAAACCACCCAAGGAAUCUGCAUCGAAGAGCAAAGAACCAGAGCCCAAAGCGAAAGGCUUCGAUUUUGAGUCUGUGGCAGACAUGAAUCGAAGGCGAGAAGAGGAGAGAAAGAGGCUGAUUGAGGAAAUUUUGAGAAGUGAAAAUAUGUGAAGCUACCUUUCUCUCCCACUUCUUUUUUAAUGGAUGAAAAGUGCAAGAUUUGAAGUGUGAUAGUUUUAAGAGGAAUAUUUCUUUUUAAAUAAAACUUAUUUUUG
Penaeus vannamei (Pacific white shrimp) is the source of this 758-nucleotide messenger RNA. Lineage: Eukaryota; Metazoa; Arthropoda; Malacostraca; Decapoda; Penaeidae. The record is from RefSeq and is a predicted model, not a curated record.